CUGGUCUGCAGUGUCCUUAGGCUUCAGUCUUCUGUUUAUCCACAGAUGAAGUGCAGCAUUAACAACCUUUUACUGUAGUUACUUUGGCCCACUUGUAAUAUGUUUGGUUCUGCAGUCAUUAUAUGCCAAGAAAGUUGAAGUUGACGACUACACAUUUCUCUGCCUGGCACGAGUUGAAUUAGAAGAUCAGAAGUUCACUUUGAUCGGAAUUCUGGGUAGUUGGUGGGUAUUGCCAUGGUCACCAUGCCAGGGAGCAUUUUCCGUACUUAGGAACAAAGUUCUGCAGGGAUAGAAAUGGAGGGAAAUUUGGACGAAGCUCGUAGGCUGUUUGACGAAAUGCCUGAAAGGAAUGAGGUCUCGUGGACUGCGUUGAUUUCUGGUUUCUUGAGAUGUGGAAGAGUGAAAGAAUCAAUGUGGUACUUUGAAAGAAACCCAUUUCAUAAUGUGGUUUCGUGGACUGCUGCAAUUAGUGGGUUUGUACAAAAUGGGCUUAAUUUCGAUGCAAUGAAGCUUUUUCAGAAAAUGCUUGAAUCUGGGAUUAUGCCGAAUGAUGUUACUUUUACUUCUGUUGUUAGAGCUUCUGCAAAUAAGGGUGAUUUUUGGUUGGGAAUGAGUGUUUUGGGGUUGAUUGUUAAAGCUGGCUUUGAACACAAUGUCUCAGUUUCUAAUUCUUUGGUUACAUUAAGUUUGAGGUUAGGUGAAAUAGAUUUGGCUCAGAGAAUUUUUGAUCGAAUGGAAAAGAGAGAUGUUGUUUCGUGGACUGCAAUCAUGGAUAUGUACGUUGAGAUGGGAGACCUGAGAGAAGCACGCCGGAUCUUUGAUGAGAUGCCUGAAAGAAACGAAGUUACUUGGAGUGCAAUGAUUGCGAGAUACAGUCAGAGUGGUAAUGCCGAAGAGGCAGUGGAACUGUUCCACCGGAUGCUUCAAGAAGGGUAUACCCCAAACAUAUCGUGCUUUCCUAGCAUUAUAAGUGCAUUGGCUAACCUGAAGGCUUUGCAAGCAGGGAUGAAUAUCCAUGGACAUGUUUCAAAAAUCGGGAUUGAGAAAUAUGUCUUCAUUAGUAGCUCAUUUAUUGACUUAUAUUGUAGAUGUGGAAAAACUGAAGAUGCACAGUUAGUGUUCGACUUGGUUUUGAAAAAGAAUGUUGUUUGUUGGAACUCCAUGGUGAGUGGAUAUAGUCUGAAUGGUCAAUUAGAAAAAGCUAAGAAGGUGUUUGACCUGAUGCCCAAGAAAGAUAAUGUCUCCUGGAACACUAUGAUUGCUGGUUACUUAGAAAAUGAACAGUGUGAUAAGGUAUUUGAAGUAUUCAAUCAGAUGCUUUUGUCCGGGGAAACACCAAACAAAUCUACAUUCUCGAGCAUUCUAUGUGCUUGUGCAAACAUGGCCUCAUUAGAGAAAGGCAGGAAUCUCCACGGCAAAAUUUUUAAGUUCGGGCUUCAGUAUGAUGUUUUUGUAGGAACUGCACUUACUGAUAUGUAUGCAAAAUCUGGGGAUAUUGAGAGCUCUAAGAAGGUCUUCAAUAGAAUGCCCGAGAAGAAUGAGAUUUCUUGGACUGCUAUGAUUCAAGGACUUGCAGAAAAUGGUUUUGCGGAGGACUCACUUGUUCUGUUUGAAGAAAUGGAGAGGACUGCAUCUCUUAUACCCAAUGAGCUCAUUCUUUCAGCAGUUUUAUUUGCUUGUUCGCAUUGUGGGUUAGUUGAUAAAGGACUUUGGUACUUCAAUUCCAUGGAGAAGGCUCAUGGUAUAAAGCCAAACAGCAGACACUACACCUGCUUGGUGGAUAUGCUGUCUAGAUCAGGACGUCUUUCUGAGGCUGAACAGUUGAUCGCAAGCAUGCCAUUUGAACCGGACGGUAACACCUGGUCGGCUUUAUUAAGUGGUUGUAGUACACAUAUGGAGGAGAGGAUAGCAGAAAGGACAGCUAAGAAGCUCUGGGAACUGGCGGAGAAGAAAUCCGGUGGGUAUGUUUUGUUGUCAAAUAUUUAUGCUUCAGCUGGUAGAUGGGUCGAUGUUUCGAAUACUAGAAAUUUAAUGAAGGAGAAGGGUUUGAGGAAAAGUGGUGGUUGUAGCUGGGUUGAGUUGAGGAAUCAAAUCCAUCUUUUUUAUUCUCAUGAUGGAAAACACUCUGAAUCAGCAGAGAUAUAUGGGGUUUUAGAACUACUGAAGUCUGAAAUGCUGGCUGUUUAGAUGUACAUAUUUUUCAACAUCCAUUUUCCCAAGUAAAAUCAGAAAAAGCUUGAUUCUCAGAAA
This is a messenger RNA of Camellia sinensis, 2250 nucleotides long. NCBI's taxonomy places the organism in Eukaryota, Viridiplantae, Streptophyta, Magnoliopsida, Ericales, Theaceae. The record is from RefSeq and is a predicted model, not a curated record.